Molecule: messenger RNA, 2685 nt
Organism: Oldenlandia corymbosa var. corymbosa
Lineage: Eukaryota; Viridiplantae; Streptophyta; Magnoliopsida; Gentianales; Rubiaceae
Source: the annotation of a GenBank genome assembly
AUGGAGGAAAAACGCACCGGAACCCCUCCACCGGCGGUUCCAGCUGCUGAGUCUUCGGCCUCAGAUGCGCCUUCGACCACGAGGCGUAGAGGUGGAAACCAAAAGAGAAAGGCAAGUUCUCUCAGUGGCGGAAACAAUUCGGCUCCUCAAUCGACGAAGCGGCAGGCUCGUGAGAAGCUGCCGCCGGUACCGUUCCCUCCGAUCCAUAAUGGUCCGUUAACUAGAGCGCGACAGCAGCCGAAUAACAGCGUCGCCGCUGCUAGUUCGCCUUUGUCUUCAGAUGUGAAGAGUGAAUUGGAAGAGGCGGCUUUGGCACAGGCCGGAGGGGGAGAAAUUCUCAGCUCAGACCAGGCGAAUGAGGUGGGAAAUGAGGAUUGGGAAGCUCUGGAAGCGAGAAUUGAAGCUGAUUGUGAAGCUACCAGAUCACGAGAUUCUAAUGUGCACGUGGUGCCCAAUCAUGCUGGUUGGUUUUCUUGGACAAAAACUCAUCCAUUGGAGGAGAAAACGUUGUCAUCUUUCUUUAAUGGGAAAUCAGAAAGUAGGACGCCUGAAAUGUAUAUGGAGAUUCGUAAUUGGAUUAUGAAAAAGUUCCAUCAUAAUCCGAAUGCAAAGAUCGAGUUGAAAGAUUUGUCAGAAAUAACGGUAGGUGAAUUGGAUGCAAGACAAGAGGUGAUGGAGUUUUUGGACUACUGGGGCUUAAUUAAUUACCACCCAUUUCCAGAUACUGAUGUCAGUUCUAAACGUAUUGAUGGUGCUUCUGAUGAAACAACACAAGCCAAGUCUUUGGUAGAAACUUUGUUCCGCUUUGAGUCAGAGCAAUCGUGCGUUACGGUUGCACCAAGGAGUAGUGUGUCGACACCAUCGGUGCCCACUGGUUUUUUUCCUGAGUCUUCUAUUGCUGAAGAAUUGGUGAAGUCAGAGGGCCCUGGAGUGGAGUACCAUUGUAAUUCUUGCUCAGCUGAUUGCUCUCGCAAGCGUUAUCAUUGCCAGAAGCAGGCAGAUUUUGAUUUAUGCAGUGAAUGUUUCAACAGUGGGAAGUUUAAUUCUGAUAUGUCUCCAUCAGAUUUUAUCAUCAUGGAGGCUGCGGAGUCAGGUGGUUCUAGUGGUGGGAAUUGGACAGAUCAGGAGACCCUCCUUCUGCUUGAAGCUUUGGAACUUUUUAGUGAAAAUUGGAGCGAGAUAGCUGAGCAUGUUGCAACAAAAACUAAAGCUCAAUGCAUAUUGCAUUUUGUUCAAAUGCCGAUUGAGGAUGCAUUCUUUGAUAGUUGUGAUGAUACCAAUGAGAGUGUAAAAGAAAAUUCGAAUGCAGUUUCAACUAAUAUUGAUACUUCAGCUCCAGAAAAUGUCCAGGAAGCUACAGAGAGCAAUGACAGGGGGAAGGACGACAAACCUUCUCCGGUAACAGAAAGUUUGAAGCCUGAAGAAGUCAAUGGACCAACUGUUCAGGAAACCAGUGAGAACUUUGCAGUGAAGGCACUUACUGAAGCAUUUGAAGCUGUUGGUUCUCUCCCUUUACCUGGUGAACGCCUUUCAUUUGCUGACGCUGGCAAUCCUGUGAUGACCCUGGCAGCAUUCCUGGUGGGAUUGCUGGAACCUAAUAUCGCCACUGCCUCUGCUCGUAGUUCUUUAAAAUCCAUUUCGAGCCAUCAUUCUGGUGACCAGCUGGCACUGAGGCACUGCUUUUGUUUGGAAGAUCCACCUGCUGACAAAAAGUCAACGUGCACAGAAAGGGUUGACACUGAAAUAGUUGCGGAAGACACUCUACAAAGUGAAGAGCAAAAUGCUGAAAAGCAAGAGGAGAAUGAUGCCCCAGUCAUUGAUGCUAACCAUGGAUCAAACAACAUUGACUGUGGAAGUGGUGAGGAUAAUGUCCAGGAAAAGGGGGAAACUUUGUCUUCUUCAGGGCUCGCAUCUGCAGAUGAGUCUGCUUCAACCAAGGAAUUGAAUGAAAUGGCUAAUGAGGAACCUGGGCCUAUCCAAAUCAGUAAAUCAAAGGAUCCAGAUUCGCCAAAGAAAGUUGCAUCUGUUGCUCAACAAAAAUCGGAUGAUCUAACAAUGGAUGUGGAAGUUCCUCCUGGUUUUGAGAAGGAGCCAGAUAGUACUGUGCUAUCUGGUGAACCUUCUGAAUCUACUGAGGUUCCGAAAGAUAAGGAGAUAUUACCUAAUUUAGAAGUUAAUGAUCCUGCGAAACCAGCAAUUUCAAAUUCAGCGGGUGAGAAAGAAGAGAAUCGAGAUGCAGAAGCAAAAACUUCUAUCAAUGAGGAAAAAUGUGCUCCAGAGAUAAAAAAUGAUGUCACUCUAGGUAGGUUGAAAACCGCUGCCAUUAGUGCUCUUUCAGCUGCCGCUGUGAAGGCAAAGCUUCUUGCUGACAGAGAAGAAGAACAGAUUCAUCAACUUGUUGCUCACUUGAUUGAGAAACAGUUGUUUAAGUUGGAAACAAAGUUGGCUUUUUUUAGUGACAUGGAGAAUGUGGUAAUGAGAGUUCGGGAACAGUUAGAGAGGUCAAAGCAGAGGCUUUUCCAUGAGCGAGCUCAAAUAAUUGCUACAAGACUUGGCAUAUCUGCUUCUAGACCAACCGCACAAUCCUUGCCCAUAAAUAGAGUUGCAACGGCUUUCGCGAAUGGACCAAGACCAAUUAUUGGUAUACCUACUCCACCUCCAAUUGCAAAACCAAAUAAGCAUUAG